GCAGAUUUCUGUAUUCUGCAGGAGGAUUCAAAAUGGCGGAUGCAACAGAAAAGGCGCAAGAGAUGGACGAUGAUGCCUGGCUGUACGGUGAAUCAGGCAGCAAACCUACAGAAAAAAAUAUUGACGAUGGCCCGGAAGAUGCCCUUCAACAAAGCAAUCAAAGCAAUCCCAUAGAAAGCUCAGGAUCUUCGGAAGCGGGUUCUUCAAUGAAUGCAGUUGAGGAGAAACAAGAGAUUGAACAGAAUGCUACAAACGAAGCAGCAGAAUUUAACGGAACUUCAGAAGAUCAUGAAAGGCCGAACGGUACUCCUACCGAAAAUGAAGAAAGCGACAAAGAGGAUGAAAAAGAUGGUGAUCAGGACGACGAAGACGAUGACUCGGAAGAUGAUGUUCGAAUUGUAAUUGACAACAUCCAAAAUAAGCCUCAACUCGAAUGUGUUAGGCCAACACCUACAACCGUUCAUCCAACAGCAACAGGACCAAAGGGUACUAUCGAUUUGGAAGCGCCAGGUAACAUAAAUGGUUCCGCUGUUCUGGAUUAUGAUUUGGACUCGAGCGAAGACAAACCUUGGAGAAAACCCGGUGCUGAUAUAACAGAUUAUUUCAAUUAUGGCUUCACAGAAGAGACGUGGCGAUCUUAUUGUGAUAAACAAAAGCGUUUAAGAAAUGAUAACUUGAUGAUUGGUAAAUUGGCGACAAAUUUGGUUAACUUUGCUACUCAACUGCGAGCUCCUAAUCCAAAUUUAACUAUAGUAGGUCAAAAACCUAUGAUGAUGUCUACUGGGUCGACUGGUGUUACUACUGUAACAGCAACUCCAGUUAUCGCUGGCAUGACGAAACCAAGUCAGAAUACAGUUCCUUUAGUGGCUACUCCAAGAGAUGAAACACCACCGCUUUCACCUUCUCCUGAUGACGGAGACUCUACUCCUCCACCACCACCCACAACAAGUAUAGGAGCGUCUAUGCAACAACCUUCUUCAAAACCUCUCGUUGUAAAUGCAAUAAGGCCAACAAUAUCAGCAUCUAUACCUACUAUUGGCGUUCCAACACCAGAUUUUAGUAUACCUCCUCCGGGUUUUCCUCCACCUCAUGGACCAAUGCCUGGGUUUGCACCUCAAGGGGCUGUAGCUGCUGCAGCACUAUUAGGAAAUCUUGCCAACAUGGCUGCCUUCAAUCCUAAUAUUCCUCCACCAGAUAGGCCCCCAUUUGGUUUGCCAUUUGCUCGCCCCCCAAAUCCUAAUCAAUGGCAACAGGUUGUUCCACAAGCCAACAAAUCUCCUAACGCUCGUCACGAUAUGACACCGUCUCCUCCUGAACAUGGAAUUAAAGAAAUCACGUCUCCCAUUAUAGUUAAACCAUAUGACAGGGAAUACAGACGGUCUCGAACAAGAAGCAGAGAACGAGAAAGAGAUAGAGAUAGAGAUAGAGAAAGAAGAUACCACGAAGAGAGAAGAUACUACUAUCACGAUCGAGAAUAUAGAGAUAGGUACAGGGAUUACGACAGAGAAAGGAGAAGAAGCAGGGAUCGUGAUCGAGACAGAGAAAGAGAUCGUGAGAGAGAUCGUCACAAAAGAAGUCCAGAACGACCUAAAGACAGAGACAAGGAAAAGGAACGCAGAAAACGAGGAUUAAGUGAGGAAGAGGAACGAUCCUCAAGGCACAAAAAACAUAAAAAAUCAAGUAAAAAAUCUAAAAAGGAAAAAGAUUCGGAGCGUUCGUCUGAUCGGCAACAAUCUCCUAGUGGCACCCGAGAAGUUACUCCGAGUUCAGACACAAAAUAA
Dimorphilus gyrociliatus is the source of this 1781-nucleotide messenger RNA. Lineage: Eukaryota; Metazoa; Annelida; Polychaeta; Dinophilidae. The record is from the annotation of a GenBank genome assembly.